GGCAGUCUUGAUUCAUCUCCAGAUACGUCACGACUCUGUCCAGCAGUGCUGCUCCAUUAAUUGAAAGCAGCCUACCUGAUCACACACGUUUGAGAGGAAACAUGGGGACAGAGAUGCUUUUCGUUGGAUUGUUUGCAGUUUCUGCAUUUCUUUGGCACGGUGCGUCUGGUUCAGACGGAGUGUCAGUGUCAGUGAUGGAGGGAGAUUCAGUCACUUUAAACACUGACGUUAAAACAAACCAACAAGAAAAGAUGAACUGGUAUUUUAAUGAUGCUCUCAUUGCUCGGAUCACUGGAAAUCUCAGUUAUUCCUGUACUGAUGUUCAGUGUAAUAAUGGCACUGAGAGAUUUAGAGACCGACUGAAGCUGGAUCAUCAGACUGGAUCUCUGAGCAUCAGGAACAUCACAAUCACAGACUCUGGACUUUACAAAUUAAUCCUCUUCAACAGUAACAACACUCACAGUCAGAAGAUCUUCAAUGUAACUCUUCAAGGUGUUUCUGCAGCUGAACGAGGUGAAAUAAGUGUGAAGGAGGGAGAAAAUGUUACUUUGGGUCCCGGUGUUAUAAAAAAACCAAUUGAUCCGAUGAGGUGGUAUUUCAAUGACACUCUCAUCGUUGAAAUCACUGAAGACCAGUGUAAGAUCUGGACCGAUGAACAGGGUCAUAGUAGUAAUGAGAGAUUCAGAGACCGACUGGAGGUGAAUCAGACUGGAUCUCUGACCAUCAAGAACAGCACAAACACAGACUCUGGAGUUUAUCAUCUACAGAUCAACAGCAGCAGAUUCAGCGUCAUCAGGAGCUUCAGUCUCACGGUCGCUGGGAGUGCAGUGCAACUUCCUGGCUUAUUCAAGAGGCAUAAUUUGAGGAAGAGGCUUUUAGGGCAAGUAUUACAAGCAUUAUAGUGAGAGGAAAUGACUGUCU
Molecule: messenger RNA, 921 nt
Organism: Carassius carassius (crucian carp)
Lineage: Eukaryota; Metazoa; Chordata; Actinopteri; Cypriniformes; Cyprinidae
Exons: 4
Coding region: 102-902 (266 amino acids)
Source: RefSeq, a predicted model, not a curated record